Molecule: messenger RNA, 1099 nt
Organism: Acanthocheilonema viteae
Lineage: Eukaryota; Metazoa; Nematoda; Chromadorea; Rhabditida; Onchocercidae
Source: the annotation of a GenBank genome assembly
ACGACAACAACAACGACAACAACAACGACAACAACAACGAAAACAACAACGAAAACAACAACGACAACAGCACCAGCAGCAACAACAACAGAAAGUUUUAACAGGAGCAUCAUCGGAAUCGGUUUCAUAUACGCAGAAUAAUGACCAGAUGCUACGACACCGAAAUUUGCCUAUUGCAUCUGUAAUGCAUCAUCAGAAGAUGGUCAAUGAAAUCCAUAUCGUGGAUACUGCUAGGCACGUGCCUUUUCCAAACAGUAAAGGAAUCGUAAAAUCUGACGCAGUAGCAAAUAUAAGGCAAAGAGAACAACAGUUACUAGAAUUAGCCACUCUCAAAUUGGCAUUUCUUCAAACAAAAGUUCCAGCUUCAAUCGUGUCCAAUAAACAAUCACUGAAUACUUCCAAAUCAUCCACACAUUUAUCAUCUCUUCCACAAUUUGUAUCACCACAUACCUCAGAACGAUUAUCUGGGAUUCAGCCUACGGCACAACGACGAAAACUUAAAAUAUCACGAUUACCAAUCCUAACAAUCGUCACACCUGAACCGAACAGUCCAACGCAACAGUUUGCGCCGCAAAUAUCACGCACCAAUACUCUCCACAGAGCAUCUCUUGAACCAGUUUUAGCAUCUCAAACAACGACACUACAACCAGCUCACAUAGCUCUAAAACAACAACAUCAAUCUCUAGUAGCUACGAAAGAUAUUGAUGAAAAAAUUUUACUUAGUACUAACGAUGCAUUCUUGGAAUGUUGCAAACAGAAAAAUGUCGAUGUUAAAUGUGAAUCACGAUGUAAUUUCGACAUUCUUGAUCAAAGAAUGUUGACUGCAAUGUUUGUUGGCUCAGAUCCAUGCCCUCGAAGUAACGGUCAGAGGUUAUUAUCAUGUGCUGCUCAGGAUUCUGAUCAUACUAAUUGCUGCCGCGCAAAUGGCGUGCAACAAACAGCUGCUGGUGACAAAUGUUUAGGAUUCUGUCAAAUGACUCCCGAAUCCAACUUUCAGGCAGAUAUAAGUAUGCUGCCAUGUUGGGGUGUACUCAACGAAAUCAAAGAAUGCUUUCGUCUUAAUCUUAUUGAAAAGUACAACAUAAAGAAGGUUGCGUAA